Dipodomys ordii (Ord's kangaroo rat) is the source of this 1962-nucleotide messenger RNA. It is a transcript of the gene Rbbp7, whose product is annotated as retinoblastoma binding protein 7. Lineage: Eukaryota; Metazoa; Chordata; Mammalia; Rodentia; Heteromyidae. Bases 306 to 1571 code for a protein of 421 amino acids. Gene Ontology annotation, molecular function: histone binding. The transcript has 11 exons. Gene Ontology annotation, biological process: regulation of gene expression. Gene Ontology annotation, cellular component: NuRD complex; ESC/E(Z) complex; nucleus. The record is from RefSeq and is a predicted model, not a curated record.
CCAGGACCGCUGCGCGUGCGCUCAGCUGCCUGGGCGGGCUGAGGCGCGGGUUGAAAAGUCUCGUUCCAAGUUUGGAGAGAGAGGGAGAGAGAGAAGAGCGCCUUAGCCCUCGGUACUCGCUAGCGGGGAGGAGGCAGCAGAAAAGGACGCAGCGUCUGGGAGCCCCCAGACUGGACGGAGCUCCAGCUUCCACAGCUAGGAGUGUGUGACGCUCCUCGGAAAAGCAAGAGCGCCAGUAAUCGGGCUGCUCUUGGCUAGCGAAAAGAGUCCGAGGCGGCGACGAGGGGCGAACAACACGACGCAAGAUGGCGAGUAAAGAGAUGUUUGAAGAUACUGUGGAGGAGCGUGUCAUCAAUGAAGAAUAUAAAAUCUGGAAGAAGAAUACACCGUUUCUCUAUGACCUGGUUAUGACCCAUGCUCUUCAGUGGCCCAGUCUUACUGUUCAGUGGCUUCCUGAAGUGACUAAGCCGGAAGGAAAGGAUUAUGCUCUUCACUGGCUGGUGCUGGGAACUCAUACAUCUGAUGAGCAGAAUCAUUUGGUGGUUGCUCGAGUUCAUAUUCCCAAUGACGAUGCACAGUUUGAUGCUUCCCAUUGUGACAGUGACAAGGGUGAAUUUGGCGGCUUUGGUUCUGUGACAGGAAAAAUUGAAUGUGAGAUUAAGAUUAACCAUGAAGGAGAGGUGAACCGUGCUCGUUACAUGCCGCAGAAUCCUCACAUCAUUGCUACAAAAACACCAUCUUCUGAUGUGUUGGUUUUUGACUAUACAAAGCAUCCUGCUAAGCCAGACCCAAGUGGAGAGUGUAAUCCUGAUCUUAGGCUAAGAGGUCACCAAAAGGAAGGUUAUGGUCUUUCCUGGAACUCUAAUCUGAGUGGACAUCUCCUAAGUGCAUCCGAUGACCAUACUGUCUGCCUGUGGGAUAUUAAUGCAGGACCAAAGGAAGGCAAAAUUGUGGAUGCCAAAGCAAUCUUUACCGGCCACUCUGCUGUUGUCGAAGACGUGGCCUGGCAUCUGCUGCAUGAGUCACUGUUUGGAUCUGUUGCUGAUGAUCAGAAACUUAUGAUAUGGGACACCAGAUCUAAUACCACCUCUAAGCCAAGCCACUUGGUGGAUGCGCACACCGCUGAGGUCAACUGCCUCUCAUUCAAUCCCUACAGUGAAUUCAUUCUAGCAACUGGCUCUGCGGAUAAGACCGUAGCUUUGUGGGAUCUGCGUAACUUAAAGUUAAAACUCCAUACCUUUGAAUCGCAUAAGGAUGAAAUUUUCCAGUGGUUUAAUGUACUUUCAUAUGCAUUAAGAUACAAUAAUGAAAACAUUACAUUCUUCGUUAAUAGCAAAAUUGGAGAAGAGCAAUCUGCCGAAGAUGCAGAAGAUGGACCUCCAGAACUCCUGUUCAUUCACGGAGGGCACACUGCCAAGAUUUCCGACUUCAGCUGGAACCCCAAUGAGCCUUGGGUCAUUUGCUCAGUGUCAGAGGAUAACAUCAUGCAAAUAUGGCAGAUGGCUGAAAACAUUUACAAUGAUGAAGAGGCAGAUGUCACAACAUCGGAACUGCAGGGACAAGGAUCUUAAACCCCAAAGUAUAAGAUGUUUCUGUUGAAUGUAAUGCUUACAAGAAUGCUUGAUUUGUCAAGCGCCAAAAGGCAUUGUAUAGUAGAAAAUGUAAGUGGGAUGGCUUCUGGCGUUCUUUACCCUCUGAUUCUAGCACUUUCAAGUGAGCUGUUGCGUACUGUAUCAUAUUUGUAGCUAUUAGGGAAAAAAGGAAUGUUGCUUAAAGGAGAACAUCAUCAUCGUUUUAAAGUACGAGUUGCAGGGUACUGCCUUUUGAUUCAGAUGUUUUAAGUCCUCAUUUUCCCAAACUAAGUGCUUGCUCAAGUUCCCAAAUAUGCAAGGAUAACUUUUUUCACUUUUUCCUUCCGACACUUCUUGAUUGGCUUUGCAGAAAUAAAAGUUUUAAAAUAAA